This is a messenger RNA of Vanessa atalanta (red admiral), 1091 nucleotides long. Its product is annotated as extensin-2-like. NCBI's taxonomy places the organism in Eukaryota, Metazoa, Arthropoda, Insecta, Lepidoptera, Nymphalidae. The transcript has 3 exons. Bases 67 to 846 code for a protein of 259 amino acids. The record is from RefSeq and is a predicted model, not a curated record.
CAGUGUGAAGUAAUAACUGACACAAUAUUGUGUAAGUUAUUGUUUAAACCAGUGAUUUCAUGAAAAAUGCUGAAGCUCCUGCUAUCGUUAUGUGCACUUUCUAUCGGAUUGUGUUACGCAACACCGAGCUGUCAUGAAUUACAAAAAUCGCAGUUGGCAUCUCUGAACGAACGAAUCACUCAAAUGCUUAGUUCACUUUACACAUCACCAAAAACGCAGUCUACAACGACAACAGCAGAAACCGCACCGAACGCCACGCCAACAGAUGAAUAUGCGAGCACUCCAUACGACGCCUCUUAUUAUCCCUACCAACCAGCGUAUGCGGUGCCGGCGCCUCAGGUGAUAUACGUAUCCCCACCACAUGCGGCUCCAUAUCCAUUUUACCCACAACCCCCUAAGCCGAGCGUACCAACACCACCGAGUCCCUAUUAUCAUUUAGAAUCAGCCGUACAACCAUUAGAUCCAUAUCGAGUAGUCGCUUCAGUUCCACCGAAAUCACCCGUGUCUCAUUAUUAUGAACGUUAUCAAUACCCGCCUUCUGUGCAAUAUCCGCCUUCUGUGCAAUACCCACCUUCUGUGCAAUAUCCUCCACCUCCGCCAUAUGCGCCAACUCCCUAUCCACCAGCGCAGCCAUUAUCGUAUCCGUAUUCCUGGGAAUACAGUACUCCGUAUCCCGAAUAUCCUACAGUACCAUCAUAUAUACCUAAGCCCGUUUAUUCGGCUCCCGCUCCCGUUCCUCCGCCAUCAUAUCAACCUCCUCCGGCGUGUCCUCCACCCAUGCCUUACCCCCCAGCACCGUAUUAUCCAAAGCAAUAUGAAUUGCAACCGCCCCCAUACUAUGUCUAAUGAAAAAUAAAAUUAGACAUAUAAUUCGAAAUUGCUAUAAAUUAAGCUAGCUAAGUUCAAUGUAGAAAAAAUAUUAUUAAAUUAUUAUUAAUGUAGAAAUAUUAUUUAUUAAUGUAAUAUAAAUAAUAAAAAGUAUACAUUUAAUUUCAUUUUAUAAAUAUAUUUGUUCCUCAAUAACAAGAUAUUUGUUAAAUACGUUUGCAAAAGUGUAAAUGAUUAUGAUUUAAUAAAUGCGAUCUUGUUAA